UAGUCGUAUCUUUUAUUCGAUGGAUAAUGUUCAAGGCUACUUCUGUUAGUAAGGGGGUUUAGGGCAAAACAGAAAUUGCAAGAGCGAGAGAGUUUGUUAGGGUAGGAAUCAAGGAUUCAUCGUCAGUUUCUGUCAUUUGAAGAGUAUCAUCUAAUAAUGGUAUUGGUAACAAAACGAUAAACUGAAGAGCUCCAGUGAACUUCAGAAACAACAUUAUUGAGGAAUAUGCAAUCCUGUUCGAUGCUUCGGCGAUGUUGCUGCUACAAUGGAGCAUCUUCUGGUCUUAAACCUGCGACCAAGAAGAAACAGCUUGUUUUCAUGGGAUCCCCUGAGGUGUCGGUAUCUGUUCUAGACGCCUUAUUUGAUGAAUCCAAAGCUCCUGAUUCUCCAUUUCAGGUUGCAGCAAUAGUCACACAACCCCCUUCAAGAAGAGAUAGAGGGAGAAAGGUGAUGCCUUCACCUGUUGCACAACAUGCUUUGGACAGAGGUUUCCCAUCAGAUCUCAUUUUCACUCCACAAAAAGCUGGGGAGGAAGAAUUUUUAUGUGAUCUCAGAGCCUUAAAACCUGAACUGUGCAUUACAGCAGCCUAUGGGAAUAUUUUACCUAGAAAGUUUCUGAAGAUUCCACCACUUGGAACAGUCAAUGUUCACCCGAGUUUGCUGCCUCUCUAUCGAGGUGCUGCCCCUGUUCAAAGAGCAGUGCAGGAUGGUGUUAAAGAAACUGGAACAUCACUUGUGUACACAGUUCGUGCGCUAGAUGCUGGCCCAGUUAUUGCCUGUGAAAGAUAUGAAGUUGAUGACCGUAUUAAGGCGACAGAAUUACUGACCAUUUUAUUUGAAAAGGGGUCUGAACUUCUAAUCCGUGAACUUCCUUCUAUAUUUGAUGGAUCUGCAAGGGAAAGAGCACAACCACAAGAUGACUCCAAAGCUACUCAUGCCGCGAAGCUAACACCGGAAGAAGCCUGGUUGUCCUUUGAUCAAGAAGCUUUUGUCCUACACAAUAAGGUUCGAGCUUUUGCAGGUUGGCCUGGAACCCGAGCAAAAAUCUGCAUUCUUGACCCUCUGAAUGGUCAGCAGGACACUCUUGAGGUUAAAAUAAUUACCACGAGAAUUUGCAUCCAAAAGGAUGUUCAGGAUCAUGUUAAGGAUGACGUAACUCUUGUUGGGGGUGCCCUGCAGUUCCCAUGUGGUGGAGACACAACACUAGAGAUACUUGAACUCCAGCUUCCAGGUAAGAAACCAGUGAACGCAGCUUCCUUUUGGAAUGGGUUACGGGGACGUAAGGUCCAAAGGUUAUGAUGCAUUGUUGGAUUUGCCUCCUAUUAGCUUGUGUAAUUAAAUUAUUCUUAGUGCAGUUUCAUUACUACUUCUGCUCUGCAGGGUUGUACUUUUCCGCUGGAAUUGAAUUUGUAGCCAUCAGAAUCAAUCACCAAUUUUGUUACACUUCAUUUUGGCCAAAACUUGGUCUUGUAUUUUGGUUUGUUAUCAUUCUAUUUUCAACAAAGGAAAUUUUUGUUAUUUGCUA
Molecule: messenger RNA, 1525 nt
Organism: Papaver somniferum (opium poppy)
Lineage: Eukaryota; Viridiplantae; Streptophyta; Magnoliopsida; Ranunculales; Papaveraceae
Product: methionyl-tRNA formyltransferase-like
Exons: 2
Coding region: 226-1299 (357 amino acids)
Biological process (GO): conversion of methionyl-tRNA to N-formyl-methionyl-tRNA; biosynthetic process
Molecular function (GO): methionyl-tRNA formyltransferase activity
Source: RefSeq, a predicted model, not a curated record